Molecule: messenger RNA, 1181 nt
Organism: Hypanus sabinus (Atlantic stingray)
Lineage: Eukaryota; Metazoa; Chordata; Chondrichthyes; Myliobatiformes; Dasyatidae
Product: polyubiquitin-like
Exons: 2
Coding region: 646-1113 (155 amino acids)
Biological process (GO): modification-dependent protein catabolic process; protein ubiquitination
Cellular component (GO): nucleus; cytoplasm
Molecular function (GO): protein tag activity; ubiquitin protein ligase binding
Source: RefSeq, a predicted model, not a curated record
GGAGAGAAAGGUUAUGAAAUGGCCGCUCCUGCUUCCCACAUCGAUCCGUUUACGGUGUUGCUAUGCUUGUUUCGCUAUUUUACAUGGUCGGCCUCGGUCAACGGGCUUCGCGAAAGAAAGCAGACGCUGGAAUCGCGCACAAAACCCUGGAGAAGCUCGCAGGUCAGGCAGAUCUGUGGAAAAGAGUGAACAGUCUACGCUUCGAGCCGAGGCCCUUCUUCAGGACUGGGGAAACAAAGAUGAGAAGACAGAGUCCACCCACCCCCACCCCCAUUCCCAGUCCUGAUGAAACGCCGACUGUGCUCUCUUUGCCACAGACGCUGGGCUCCUCCAGCAUGUUGUGUCUGUUGCUCUGGAUUCCCAGCAGCUGAGUUUCUCGUGUUUGAGGAACUCUGCGGGUCGGGCAAGUGGAGGGAAAUGCCUAGUCGUGGUUUCAGGCCGAGAGCUUCCAUCGCCAGGAAAGAUAGAGGGCGGGCGGGGGACUUCAUUGGAAAGUCGGAAUAUCCGCUGCAUAGUUCGGCUCCUCCCCCCUCCUUUAAGACCGGAUAAAAAGCCCUCGGCUGGGAUCGUUUCUGUGGGAUUAUUGCGUGGCUUGUUGAGAUAGUGCGUCAAACGUUCGUUAAUAUUGCGAAGUGACUUGACAAGAUGAGAGUUCAGGUGAAGUUUAUGACUGGUGAGGCUUUCGAACUUGAUGUCGACCCUUCCUUACAGGUGUCGACUCUCAAGAUGAAAAUCCAGCAAAAGACCAAAGUGCCCACUUUCCAACAGUGUCUGAUGGUACAAAAUGGUCAAAGCGUGGAGAUGCAGGACAACAGAAGCCUAAACUACUACAACCUCAACCCCAGCCCCACCGUGAUGCUGCUGGUCAGGAAAGAGGAACCCAUGCAGAUCUUCCUCCGGAAUGACAAGGGCAAAACAACGACCUAUGAUGUGCUGCCCUCUGAGACGGUGCAAAAUUUUAAAGAGCGGGUCCGUCGGCAGGAGGGGGUCAGACCCGAGCAGCAGCGCCUGGUCUUUGGGAGUAACCAGUUGGAGGAUGGCCAGUUGCUCUCCGACUACAACAUCAAGCCUCAAAGCACCAUCUUUCUGCAACUCCGUCUUCGUGGAGGUUAAUUUAUCCUCUGACAGAAGUAUUAUCAAAAUAAUAAUAUUUAUAUAAUAUAAUAUAUUAUAUAAAAUAA